Messenger RNA from Drosophila subpulchrella, 355 nucleotides. RefSeq lists its product as uncharacterized. The transcript is spliced from 2 exons. Bases 53 to 334 code for a protein of 93 amino acids. The record is from RefSeq and is a predicted model, not a curated record. Lineage: Eukaryota; Metazoa; Arthropoda; Insecta; Diptera; Drosophilidae.
UUCCGGUAGGGUCGUCAGGUUCAUCAGAUAGAUCUGGUACAUCUUGGACGAAAUGAAGUUCUGUAUCUGGCUUUCACUUUUAUUGGCAUGUCAUGGGCGUAAAGUAUCGGAGGAUAACAUUAUAACAGAGCUGUGCUUCAAGCCGCAAACUGGACCAGCCUGCCAGAAAAUGAAAACAUUUUAUUGGAACAAAGAUAAGAAAACCUGUUCGAUUUCCAAUUAUUUAUUGGAGCCUUGUGGCUUUUUCCACAAAAAGGAAACGUGCAAUACAAUAUGCUCCAAGGCAUCAUGGACUUUACCUGAUCUAGAAAAAUAUGUUAGCAAGUUGCCUUGAAAUAUAUUGAGUUAAAAGUUA